Nematostella vectensis (starlet sea anemone) is the source of this 3790-nucleotide messenger RNA. Its product is annotated as transient receptor potential cation channel subfamily A member 1. Gene Ontology annotation, molecular function: monoatomic ion channel activity; protein binding. The record is from RefSeq and is a predicted model, not a curated record. The transcript is spliced from 30 exons. Bases 239 to 3646 code for a protein of 1135 amino acids. Gene Ontology annotation, biological process: monoatomic ion transport; transmembrane transport. Gene Ontology annotation, cellular component: membrane. Lineage: Eukaryota; Metazoa; Cnidaria; Anthozoa; Actiniaria; Edwardsiidae.
CUGAUAGCGCGAUAACAUCUAAAAGGUCUCCGGCCCGUUGUACGCAUAUAAAAGGUUGAUCUCUGUGAUCGACUUGUACUCGCAUCCGUCCAUGCAGUCCAUGGUCCUCGCCUUUUUUUGGUCUCUAAAAUCCAACCGUGAGGUCAGUAAUUUGUCAGGCACCCCAACCAUCAACUAACAAUUACCGGCGGGAGAUUGAGACUCCUGCCACGCUUUCUCUUCGAGACGACUCGGCAAAAUGAACGAUUCAGAGAAAGACAAUAAAUCCUCGAUCAUUGAGAACCCUCUUUAUAGCGAAGGGCUGAAUGGAGAGGCCGAGCGGGACCUGGACCCCGAAACCAGACUGCUGAUGGAGAGUUUGCGAAAGCGACACGUGGAAAGACGACAAACGCUCGUGGGGAUUCACAUGUCCUACGAUCGUCUGGAUGCUGUGGACGCAUUCGAAAAUGAUAGCAUAAGCUCUAUGGAUGAAAAGUAUGAUAGCGACGAGAAAGUGGUGCGAGGAUCCAAGCCUCAGAUACUAAACAAAGCAGUGCUUUCUGGUGAUCAUGUGACUGUGACCAAAUUUCUCGACCGAAAAGUCGAUGCCAACUUGCCCGGUCAGUUUGGUAGGACGCCGCUUCACAACGCAGUGCUUAAAGGCGAUAUGCGUAUGGUCAAGCUCUUGCUAAGUCAUGGUAGAGCUGACGUGGGUUGCCGGGACGACAGAAAUGAUACGCCACUCCAUUUCGCGGUGCGUGCCGGGAACGAAGAGAUCGUGCAGGUGCUUUUGAAGGUGUCUGACUGCGAUGUUAACGCCAAGAGUGCAAGUGCUCGCACUCCACUCCAUCUGGCUGCCAGUCUCGACAAACCCGAAAUUUGUACCACAUUGUUAGAAUCCAAUGCGUCGUUUGACACUAGAGACGACCAGGGCAAAAUACCGUUGGGCGUGGCUAUGGAAUGUGGGGCGGCUAACUCUGCCCGGGUCCUCCUCAAGUACAUCGGUCAGAUGCAGUUGGACGUCGAGAAAUUUCUCUACGACGCGGAUCUGGAUGGAAGCACUCUCCUCCAUCUUGCUGUGGACAGCGGAUUUACUAGUGUUGUUAGUUUGUGCCUUGAGUAUGGAUCACGGAUUAGAGAGCCGAAGCGCGUGGAUCGGUUGACAGCGUUUCACUUAGCGUGCGAACAGGGUGCCGCAAACAUCGUCAAGUUACUUCUCAAGGAAGAUCCGGGGGUGGCAAAGAUCCUGUUGGUAGACAAAGACGGCUCCACACCGCUACAUAACGCGGCCAAAAGCAACAAUCGCGCAAUAGUGGAACUACUCAUUGAACAGGGGGCGAAUGUGAACGCUCGCAACGGCUUGAAUGUAACACCGCUGAUGUUAGCUGCGUCAACGGGCUCAGCUGAUUCGGUUCACUUGUUGAUGGAGAAGGGAGCAGACACCACCGUCAAAGACAUUGAUGGCCGAACAGCGGUGUUUAACGCAGUCGGGCACGGGGCGACUAUGGAAGUGUUACUCCAGGACAAGUCUUUGGUCCCUCUUCUUACGGAGAAAGACGCGCUUGGCUUUGCCCCCCCUCACUACGCAGCUAAGUGCGGAGACAUCACAAGUAUUCGACUGUUCCUGGAGCAUAACAAGAUGGCAGGCAGUGUCCUGUCCGAUUCUCAGGCCACGCCCCUCCACGUGGCAGCCCGACACAGUUGGCAUGACAUUAUUCACGCGCUUGUCGAUAAACAAGGCGGGAAAAUAGUGAACCUGCAGGACAAUCGCGGGCGCACUCCACUACACUACGCGGCUGCUGUCAGCGCAAAUCGGUCAGCAGCCAUUCUGUUACGCCACGGGGCCUCUAUACUCAGGGAUCAAAACUUCAGAACUCCGCUUCAUGAGGCAGCCAUCAAGGGCUCCAAAAAGAUCGUUGAAGCAAUAAUUGAGAAACACAUUUAUUGUUUGAAUUACGUCGAUGAAGACAAGAACACAGCUCUUCACCUGGCCGCCAUUCACGGUCACGCACGCCUCGUUUCGGUGUUGCUCUCACUUCCGGAACAAGAAGUGCUUUUGAAUUCGUCCAAUCAGAACAUUUUGGAUGCUUCCCUGGAAAUGGACAUCAAGCCGGUUGUGCUUGCUAUCAUUGAACACGAUAGGUGGCGAGAAGUGAUGACGUCAUGUAACGCAGGGACUACAGCAACUCUUAUCCGAUUGGUGGAGAAAAUGCCGGAUGUGAUGGAGCGUUUUCUUAACCAGUGCAUACAGACAGAAGGGGAUUCGCACAGCAGUGAUUACAAGAUUAAAUACGACUUGAGUCUGAUCCUGAGCAAACCUACAAAGAAAAACAAGGGAACUCUUGAAGUACUUAAGGCAAUGGCGGAUAACCGUCAGGACAAAUGUUUAACCCAUCCUCUGUGUUUUGUCUUGCUUAGUAAGAAAUGGAGGAUGUAUGGCUCGGUGGUGUUUGUCCUAAACUUACUGAUGUAUCUGGCCUUUCUAAUCCCUUUGACGUUUUUGCACAUUGAGCUCGAGGAGGGCGACGCGAUCUUCUGCCCCGAGCGCGUGAAUAACACAGCUACAGGGCUCAUUUACCUCAAGAAUUAUAAGGCGAUCUGCCAUAGAAGGUUCCCGAGAUUGCAAUAUAUGCAGUACUGGCUUAUCUUAUUUACUUGUCUUCAUAUCUUGAAAGAGGCGCUGGCUUUCUAUAUCCAGGGCAUGCGCUAUGUUUCCUCCCCGUCGAACAUUCUGGAUCUAUCUGCAUACUGCGCUGCCAUCUUCUCUAUCGUGCCGACCUGCGAAUGCAAGUGGGGGCGGCAAAAGGAGGCGGCAGCGAUAGCCAUGUUCUUUGGUUGGCUUGUUCUCAUUUUGCACCUGCGAAGGUUAUCAUUUUACGGCAAAUACGUCAUCAUGCUGUACCGCAUGUUCGUCACGCUACUUAAGGUCCUGGUGUUAUUUGCCUUCUUCGCUAUGGCAUUUGGCACCACAUUCUUUCUACUUAUUGACCAGGAACCGAUGUUCACGACCUUGCCGACGGUGCUUAUGUCGAUGUUUAUCAUGACGCUUGGAGAACUCAACUACGCGGACAACUUCCUGCCAUUCGGGAAGCAAUACUACAAGGAGCUUGCUAACAUAUUUAUGAUACUGUUUUGCCUAGCAAUGCCGAUCAUCAUGAUGAAUAUGCUGGUUGGUCUAGCUGUUGGAGAUAUCGACAAAAUCGAGAAAAACGCUUUGAUCGAUAGAUACGUGAUGCAGGUUGACAUGUUGCGGGACAUCGAGGGCGCCUUCCCUUACCGCUUACUCCGCCGCAUCCACAUGAAGCAGUACACGGAGUACCCGAACGGAACACCGCCAUUAUUCUCUCGUAUAUUUGAAUCACUACUCGGUUUUGGUGGAGCGGAAGAUGAGGAAGACCUGGGUACUAGAGAUGAGUUUGUGAAAGACUUUGAGGAGAUCAAGGUCAAAAUGGACGAACAUUCAAACGAGUUGGAAGAAAUUAACGAUACUCUUAAAACAGUCCUACACAUGCUACAGAACAAUAACCAGGAAGAAGUCAGGUCGGUUAGCUCAGUUACCGCAGACGAUCUCCGGCAAACAAUGUCGUCUAUUCUCAGCAUCCCCAGGCAAAGCAUCAUGGGACUGUCCGGUCUGUCAUUUGGUGGCAGGCCGCCACCAAGAGCAUAGUUUGGCUAAUUUCAAAGUAUAUCGGUAUUUGCAGUAAGGAGCUGGCUGUUUUGGAAGGUUCACAGUUCACUAUUCAUGGUACAAUAACAAUAACAAUAACAAUAACAAUAACAAUAACAAUAACAAUAACAAUAACAAUAACAA